Lagenorhynchus albirostris (white-beaked dolphin) is the source of this 956-nucleotide messenger RNA. It is a transcript of the gene SNCA, whose product is annotated as synuclein alpha. Gene Ontology annotation, biological process: synapse organization; synaptic vesicle endocytosis; regulation of dopamine secretion. Gene Ontology annotation, molecular function: cuprous ion binding. The coding region runs from base 23 to 442 and encodes 139 amino acids. The transcript is spliced from 5 exons. The record is from RefSeq and is a predicted model, not a curated record. Gene Ontology annotation, cellular component: neuronal cell body; cytoplasm; axon terminus. NCBI's taxonomy places the organism in Eukaryota, Metazoa, Chordata, Mammalia, Artiodactyla, Delphinidae.
GGUGUAAAGGAAUUCAUUAGCCAUGGAUGUAUUCAUGAAAGGACUUUCAAAGGCCAAGGAGGGAGUCGUGGCCGCUGCUGAAAAAACCAAGCAGGGUGUAGCAGAAGCAGCGGAAAAGACAAAAGAGGGUGUUCUCUACGUAGGAUCCAAAACUAAGGAAGGAGUGGUUCAUGGUGUGACAACAGUGGCUGAGAAGACCAAAGAGCAAGUGACAAAUGUUGGAGAGGCAGUGGUGACAGGGGUGACUGCAGUAGCACAGAAGACGGUGGAAGGAGCAGGGAGCAUUGCAGCUGCCACUGGCUUUGGCAAAAAGGAUCAGCUGGGCAAGAGUGAAGGAGCCUCCCAGGAAGGAAUUCUGGAAGAUACACCUGUGGAUCCUGACAAUGAGGCUUAUGAAAUGCCUUCUGAGGAAGGGUAUCAGGAUUACGAACCUGAAGCCUAAGAAAUAUCUUUGCUCCCAGUUUCCUGAGAUCUGCUGACAGAUGUACCACCCUGUACCAGUGCUCAGUUCCAACGUGCCCAGUCAUGACAUUUUCUCAGAGUUUUCAGUGUGUCUUGAAGUCUUCCAUCAGCAGUGAUUGGCGCAUCUGUACCUGCCCCAACUCAGCAUCUCGGUGCUUCCCUCCCACCUAAUAUAUGAUAGCAGGGUCUCUGUGUGCUGUGGAUACUGUGGCUUCAACUCUAAAGUGUUAAAUUAAAUUAAACACACCCAAGUGACUGCCACUUAUUUCUAAAUCGCCACUAAGUUUUUGUUGCUGAUGUUGAAAAAUUGUGAGUGAUUUACUAUAAUAUAUUAUAAGAUUUUCAGGUGUCUUUUAAUGAUUCUAAAUAUAUUGAUGUAUUGUGAAAUUUAAUACAUAUAAUACUUAAAUACAUGAGCAUGAAACUAUGCACCUAUAAAUAUUAACUAUAAAAUGUUAGUUUUGUGAUGUGUUUUAUCUUGUGUUUGUAUAUAA